This is a messenger RNA of Ogataea parapolymorpha DL-1, 1860 nucleotides long. Its product is annotated as HDA1 complex subunit 2. Gene Ontology annotation, cellular component: nucleus; HDA1 complex. The record is from RefSeq and is a predicted model, not a curated record. Bases 1 to 1860 code for a protein of 619 amino acids. Lineage: Eukaryota; Fungi; Ascomycota; Pichiomycetes; Pichiales; Pichiaceae. The transcript has a single exon.
AUGGAUCUGGGCACCUUGGUCGAUUGCCAGCCUGUUGUGGGCUCCGUGCCUGCAUUUGCUGCACCGCUAUUGUUUCCUAUCCAGCAGACAUCUAUUCAGAAAGAGCUGACCGAGCUGCUCAUCAAAUUGCACCGGCCCUACUUGGAGAAGCUAUUCACGGGACAGGUAAAGGACGAGAUGGAUUCUGACACUUUGAGCAGCUCGGCCAUGCUUGAGCUCUUUCUAGCAAACCUCAGGCAAAUAGCGAACCAUUCUAGUCUGCUUGUGGACCAUUUUAUGUCCAGAAACAUGGUGCUAAUGAAUCCCAAACACAACCUUAAACGGUCCUCUGCGAAAUACGUUUGCAUCGACGACUUUCUGAGCCGGCUUGCCGUGCAAAAACAGCCACGCACGGUGAUUUUAACGGCCGCAAGCUCGCGCGAGCUAGACCUGAUCGAGGGAAUCUUGAUUGGCAAGCGGGAUCUCCAGUACUACAGGUUCAGUGGCUCCUCGCUCUACUACGACAACCACGGCUCGUUCGACUUCAACAAGCAGGAAUUGAGCAACCCGGCCAUGCCGUCACCGCAGGCAGCAGCUGCUAAUGGCAAGAACAACGGCACAGACGACUACACGCCGCGGAUCUCGAAAAACAGUCCGCUGCACCAUAAAAUCGAGCAGCAGAAAAACCGGGUCGUGAGCGUGUACUUGAUUUUAUCGAACCAAUUGCAGAGUCUGGCACGUUUCGAGGAGCUGCGCAGCGACUUGGUGAUCUCGCUGGACGCGAAGCUGGACCAGAGUCUCGCAAUUCCCGUUAUCAAGCCAAUAUAUCUGAACGGCAUCGAAUACUUCGAUCUUGUGCUGGACAGAGCAAUUUCGGGAGAAGAACGAGAUAAACAGCUCGCCAAGCUGGUGCUGGUGAACAGGAAUGCCGCUACAGAAAGUCCAGAAUUGCAAGACGUUGUCAGUUGGCUCGAUGGCCAGGGCAGGUACCCGUACACGGAGAGCAAAGAAAUAGAGACAGUGAGCGACAACGACGCUUUGGAAGCACUGGCGAGCCUGGAACUUGAGACACCGUACCAUCUGGACCGCUAUGAAUUUUUCAACCCGUCGCUGGCUCCAAAGGACGAUCCCAAGAAAAUCAAGCUCGAGGAGUCUCCGUUGGUGAGCCUGACGUACCACGAGUACCAGCUAAGGCUUGGCCGGUUGAUCUAUGACCGCUACCAGGAACUGGUUUACACGGUCGACACGCAGCGUAGACACCUUGCCGGUAUUCACGAGGACGACUCACAGCGCCAGGCCCAGCUGGAGGCCGUUGUGGAGGCCACGGGAGACCGGUUUAGAAAACUGCAGACAACCAAGACCGCGGCGGAAAGUUUGGCCAAGCAGGUUGAAAAGUGCGAAAAAGACUUGCGCACCGUUGAGGAGACAGACAGAAGACUUAAGGAGCGCAUGGAAGAGUACACCAACCGUGCACGGAACGGAGCUACAGAAACAGCGCUGCUUGAGCAGCAGAAUGCAAUCAGCGCCUUAGAAGACGAGUUGAAACGGCUGGAAGCCGAGUAUCAGAAAGCAAUGGCGGAAAAUGAGUCUGUCCGUGCAGAGUACCAGCAGAAAUCGUCUGCUGCUGCGGAAAUGUCGUCAAUGCUGAUGGAGACAAAAAAGAAGCUCGAAGCGGUGCAGAUAGAGAGCAAGGGCGAUUUCCGCAAGCUGCAGCAGACAAAACUCGACAGAGAAACAGAAAUGUACAAAAAACGCACAGAGUCGCUCGUCAGUCAAAACAAGUUUCUGGAAAAAUAUAUCAAAAUUCUCGAUAACGUUGCCAAAGAAAAAGCAACCGUCGGCCGCAUCCGUGCAAGCCGCAGCACAACCCCAUACCAAUAA